Messenger RNA from Loxodonta africana (African savanna elephant), 4978 nucleotides. It is a transcript of the gene TBK1, whose product is annotated as TANK binding kinase 1. Gene Ontology annotation, molecular function: ATP binding; protein serine/threonine kinase activity. Lineage: Eukaryota; Metazoa; Chordata; Mammalia; Proboscidea; Elephantidae. Gene Ontology annotation, biological process: peptidyl-serine phosphorylation. The coding region runs from base 123 to 2312 and encodes 729 amino acids. The transcript has 21 exons. The record is from RefSeq and is a predicted model, not a curated record. Gene Ontology annotation, cellular component: cytoplasm.
CCUCAGCAAGGGCUUGCGAAACCGGAAGUGUUCCCGGGCGCGCGGAGGCCGCGGGAGCCCGCUGGCGGUGGAGCGGCGAAGACCCGGCUCGUAUAACAAGAGGAUCACCUAACCAAGCAGAGAUGCAGAGCACUUCUAAUCAUCUGUGGCUUUUAUCUGAUAUUUUAGGCCAGGGAGCUACUGCAAAUGUCUUUCGUGGAAGACAUAAGAAAACUGGUGAUUUAUUUGCUAUCAAAGUAUUUAAUAAUGUAAGUUUUCUUCGACCAGUGGAUGUUCAAAUGAGAGAAUUUGAAGUGUUAAAAAAACUCAAUCACAAAAAUAUUGUUAAAUUAUUUGCUAUUGAAGAAGAGACAACCACAAGACAUAAAGUACUUAUUAUGGAAUUUUGUCCAUGUGGGAGUUUAUACGGUGUUUUAGAAGAGCCAUCUAAUGCCUAUGGAUUGCCAGAGUCUGAAUUUUUAAUUGUUUUGCGAGAUGUGGUGGGUGGAAUGAAUCAUCUCCGAGAGAACGGCAUAGUCCACCGUGAUAUCAAGCCAGGAAAUAUCAUGCGUGUUAUAGGGGAAGAUGGACAGUCUGUGUAUAAACUCACAGACUUUGGCGCAGCUAGAGAAUUAGAAGAUGAUGAGCAGUUUGUUUCUCUGUACGGGACAGAAGAAUAUUUGCAUCCUGAUAUGUAUGAAAGAGCAGUGUUAAGAAAAGAUCACCAGAAGAAAUACGGAGCAACAGUUGAUCUUUGGAGCAUUGGGGUAACAUUUUACCAUGCAGCUACUGGAUCACUGCCAUUUAGACCAUUUGAAGGGCCUCGUAGGAAUAAGGAAGUGAUGUAUAAAAUAAUUACUGGAAAGCCUUCUGGUGCAAUAUCUGGAGUGCAGAAAGCAGAAAAUGGACCAAUUGACUGGAGUGGAGACAUGCCUGUCUCUUGUAGUCUUUCUAGGGGUCUGCAAGUUCUACUUACCCCUGUUCUUGCAAACAUCCUUGAGGCAGAUCAGGAAAAGUGUUGGGGUUUUGAUCAGUUUUUUGCAGAAACUAGUGAUAUACUUCACCGAGUGAUAAUUCAUGUUUUUUCGCUACAACAAAUGACAGCUCAUAAGAUUUAUAUUCACAGCUAUAAUACUGCUACUGUAUUUCAUGAACUGGUAUAUAAACAAACCAAAAUUAUUUCUUCAAAUCAAGAAUUUAUCUAUGAAGGACGACGCUUAGUUCUAGAACCUGGAAGGCUGGCACAGCAUUUCCCUAACACUUCUGAGGAAAAUCCUAUCUUUGUAGUAAGCCCGGAACCUCUGAGCACCAUAGGAUUAAUAUAUGAAAAAAUUUCUCUUCCUAAAGUGCACCCACGUUAUGAUUUAGAUGGGGAUGCUAGCAUGGCUAAGGCAAUAACAGGGGUUGUGUGUUACACCUGUAGAAUCUCCAGCACCCUACUGCUUUACCAGGAAUUAAUGCGAAAGGGAGUUCGGUGGUUGAUUGAAAUAAUUAAAGAUGACUAUAAUGACGCUGUUCAUAAAAAGACAGAAGUCGUGAUCACAUUGGAAUUCUGCAUCAGAAAUAUUGAAAAAACUGUAAAAGUAUAUGAGAAGUUGAUGCAGAUCAACUUAGAAGCAGCAGAGCUAGGUGAAAUCUCAGAUAUACACACCAAAUUGUUGAGACUUUCCAGUUCUCAGGGAACAAUAGAAACCAGUCUUCAGGAUAUCGAAAGCAAAUUGUCUCCAGGUGGAUUGCUGGCAGAUACAUGGGCACAUCAAGAAGGCACUCAUCCAAAAGACAGAAAUGUAGAAAGGCUACAAGUCCUGUUAAAUUGCAUCACAGAGAUAUACUGUCAAUUCAAAAAAGACAAAGCAGAACGUAGGCUAGCUUAUAAUGAAGAACAAAUUCACAGAUUUGAUAAGCAAAAACUGUAUUACCAUGCAACAAAAGCUAUGACCCACUUUGCGGAUGAAUGUGUUAAAAAGUAUGAAGCAUUUGUGGAUAAGUCAGAAGAAUGGAUGAGAAAGAUGCUCCAUUUAAGGAAACAGUUGUUAUCUCUAACUAAUCAGUGUUUUGAUAUUGAAGAAGAAGUAUCAAAGUAUCAGGACUACACUAAUGAGUUACAAGAAACUUUGCCUCAGAAAAUGUUUGCAGCCUCCAGUGGAAUCAAACAUACCAUGACCCCAAUUUAUCCAAGUUCUAACACAUUAGUGGAAAUGACUCUUGGUAUGAAGAAAUUAAAGGAAGAGAUGGAAGGUGUGGUUAAAGAACUUGCUGAAAAUAAUCAUAUUUUAGAAAGGUUUGGCUCUUUGACCAUGGAUGGUGGCCUUCGGAAUGUUGACUGUCUUUAACUUUCUAAGAAGUUUGAGAAAAGUUUCCAUUUGCACAAGAAAAUAAUGCAAGGGCAUUAAAUGAAUGCCUCUGUAAGUGGUCUCUUGUUUCUUCAGUUCAGUAUUUGAUGUGGGAAUGUAAAUAUGUACUAUAUUGUAAAUACAUAAAAAAUAUAUUAAUUUUUGGCUGCUGUUAAAAUGUAAUUUUACCUUUUAACAUUUAUAAUUACAUGAGGAAAUUUGACCUCAGUGAGCCCUAGAAGAAAGCCAUGACAAAUAUGUCGAGAUACUGAUCCUCUACUCUUCUGUAGAGAUUGUUAGGACUAGCCAAGUCGUAUUUCUCUGACUGCCUACUGAGAACAUUUUUAAGUGGAGCCAAAAUUGGCAUCCUUACAAAUCAGAGAAGACUGAUAGUUGAUAUGUUUGUAAGUGGUAGAAUGGAGAAGUGGCUUUUGUAAAUGAGGAACAGAACCAAACCACUGUUUUACUGGGAUCACAGUUUUCUUGAGAAGAAUAAAAUGGCAUUAUUUCAUUUUACAAGGUGCCCAGACCCCCAGGUAUCUUUGUAUCUGUUUAAUUUCAGGUGAUGAAUUACUGUGCAAAAUUUUCAAUGUGAUUCAAUUAUUAAACACUGUUCAUUUUUCUUUUGGCCUUAAACAUACAAUUGUCAUAAAAAUUUUAGGGCCAUUUCAGUUGUUUUAAGCUGUAUAUUUUUUCUUUAGUUCUGCUUACUACUUCAUGAAAAAAUGUCAAUAAAUUUCUUGAUUUUAAUUUAAACAGUUUGUGUGUAUCUGUACACAAUUUAAGAAAAAGAAGUUAUCUUUUGAAAGAAAUAGUGUGGGUGAUGAUGUAAAUUAUUCUCAGAUAUUGGCUGUGGGGGCAAUUUUAUGUCUUUUAUAAACCCAAUGAUUACAAGUUAAGUCAAAGUCCUUUUAUAAAUUUAUGUUAUACAGAUUCAAAAGGUACAUUCUCUUUGAAAAAUCUACCCAGAGCUCAGACUAAGAAUUGUGCUCAGCAAAAAAUUAUUUCAUCUCCCUAGGGUUUUCAUUUGUUUUUGUUUUGGUCUCUGGUUUAUCAGACUAAUGAAGUGUAAUUAUAUACAGUGUGUGUAUCAUAAAAAAUAUUAUGUUCUAAAAGGUACAUUUGACUACCAUGGACAUCAGAAAAUAAAUUGCUUUAAAAACUGAAAAUGAAUUAAGAUUGUAUUUGAGAUAGUUGAUUCAUUAUUGUAGUAGGGAAUUUUGAGUGUCACCUAUACACAUUAUAGAAAUAAGUGCCUAGGAGAGUUAUUUAUAUAAAUACAGUUAUCCCCUGUCCUGAGAGUGUAUGCAGUGAGGGAAUGUUUAAUCCCUCUUGAUUGUAAUUUUCCAUUGGACAUCUAACAUGUAUAUCUUUAAUUGUAUAGUUUAAAUGUUUGUGUCACUGAGCAUUAGGUAAAAUUUUACUCAAAUUAUGUGAUCAGUAUAUUUAUAAAUUGAGUAUUUUAGCACUGUAGAAAAGAAUACCAAUAAACAAACCCUUUCUGGAGGGAUCGUAUUUUUUAUUAGUUGUAUUGAUAAAAACAAGACUGCUUUAUUCCCCAUGACAAUGACAUGGAAACCAAGUGUUCUUGGUGUCACUAUUUUACACUCAAAAAUGCAUCCUCAAAGAAAACUGAAGAUACAAGGGAAAGAUUAGUUCAGAGGACUAACGGACCACAUCUGCUGCAGCCUCCACCAGACUGAGUCCAGCACACCUAGAUGGUGCUUGGCUACCAUCGCUGACUGCUCUGACAGGGAUCAAAGUAGAGGGUCCCAGACAGAGCUGGAGAAAGAUGUAAAACAAAAUUCUAACUCACAAAAAAGGACCAGACUUACUGGCCUGACAGAGUCUGGAGAAAUCCCCAGGGUAUGGCCCCCAAACACCUUUUUGCUCAGUAAUGAAGUCACUCCCGAGGUUCACCUUUCGACCAAAGAUAGGCCCAUAAAACAAAACAAGACUAAUGGAGCACACCAGCCCUGGGGCAGGGACUAGAAGGAAGGAGGGAACAGGAAAGCUGGUAAUAGGGAACCCAAGGUUGAGAAGGGGAGAGUGUUGACAUGUCCUGGGGUUGUUAACCAAUGUCAUAAAACAAUAUGUGUACUAACUGUUUAAUGAGAAAUUAGUUUGUUCUGUAAACCUUCAUCGAAAGUACAAUUAAAAAUAAAAAACUGAGAAUUAAAAAAAAAAGUAGAAAAAAAUGCAUCCUCAUUGAAAAUGUUUUUAAAUCAAUAAAUAUAAGGUGAUAUAGUCUACUAAUCUAAUAUUCAGAGCGACUGUUUAGUGAAAUUAGCUUUAAAAUAAGUUGCAUCUUCAGUAGCUCUUUUUUUCAACAUUAGAAUAUAUUUCCAAAAGAUAGCGAUUAAUGGUAUAAAAAGUAGUGUAUAUAACAAGCAGAGGAGAUAGUGGAUUUAACUCAACAUAAAAGAGAGAUUGUAGUUCAUACAGCAGAAGAAAUAAUCAAAUAUGAAAUAAAUGAUUGUGAGGUAUCUGAAAGGAAAUAAACAAGAAGAAUUAGAGGUUAGGAAAGAAACAUGGAAAAUAAUCCCAUAACAUCUUCUAAAAUUAUAAUUUGCAAUUACCAGAUGCUAUAUUGGUGCCUUAUAGACGUCAUUACACUGUCUCAAGCAGAGUGCCUCCUCUUAGAUAUAAAAGAUCUUCUCAAAAUA